Messenger RNA from Cooperia oncophora, 468 nucleotides. The record is from the annotation of a GenBank genome assembly. NCBI's taxonomy places the organism in Eukaryota, Metazoa, Nematoda, Chromadorea, Rhabditida, Trichostrongylidae.
AUGUGUUCAUUGAACUACAGCAGCAGAAUUACUGAUUGCUUCAUGUACUCGGUUCCGCCAGGAAUACCUAUAGUUUCGGCGAAAUUCACGAUGAGACGACGGAGAAGGCGGAGAUCGCCUAUGCUCAGCGCAGCACUGUAUGAACUUUGGCGAGGAGGCACGAAAGGUCUUCUCGGUCGAGGGACUAUUGAUGGUGAAGACAUGGAUGAAAUCACAGAUAUCCGAGUAGAAGUCAUUCGAAAUGCUGCGCACUGGUUCAAUGGUGAAGCGAUUUCUGAUGCCGCAGUCGACCGAUGGGUAAAGGUGGAAGUGCUUUCAAACGGACACCCAUCCUCCUAUUUUGAUUUUUUUGACGAAGCACCAGAGUUGGAUCUUGUCUAUCAUGAAGGUCCACCCAAGACAAAAUGUGAUCCAUCGGUCGAAUGCUGCCUUGUUCAACACUAUGUGAACUUCACUGAGAUCGGUUGA